Molecule: messenger RNA, 667 nt
Organism: Stegostoma tigrinum
Lineage: Eukaryota; Metazoa; Chordata; Chondrichthyes; Orectolobiformes; Stegostomatidae
Exons: 6
Coding region: 407-667 (86 amino acids)
Source: RefSeq, a predicted model, not a curated record
GGCGGCGCAGGCUAGAGAAGUUGAAAGGCCUACUCCUGACCCAUGUGCUUGCACGCUGUUGUGCAAAACAUAAAAUGAAACCAUGCAACCGGUCAAUGGAAAGUAAGGGGAGUAAUGUGCAGCAAGCAGGCAGCCACAGCCCUGGCUAUCCUCUCGCACGCACUGGAACUUGGCCCGCAGCGGUUGCCGUGGAGACGACGCCGCGGUUACCAAGGAGAGGGGUUUUUUGUGUGUGUUCCGGGAGCCUGGGCCGGCCUCAUACCGGGCGGCCGCGAUUUGAAACCGGGCUCCAUUGAAAUGGUUUCCUGAGAAGCGACGAUCGCCCGCGGUCUCUGCCGACAGUCCCGGUUCCCGCAGGGCCCACAGCACCUCCCGUCGACUGACGCGUUCGGCCACCGUGAAGGGGAUGAGCAGGUCAUGGGACAUGGCGGAGAGGUCUACUUUGUCCAGGAGAUCAUCUCUUGGACCACCAAGAAGAUUGGAAGAGCUUGUUCCAGAGAAUUCACUUGUUGUGGAGCCUUUGCAAGCAAUGGCACGGAAUGGAAUGUUUCUGGAGAAUCGAUCCACAUUCACAAUGAGGACAAGCCAUUGCAAAGCUCACAUUUCGGACACCUGUACAAAGCAGUCCUACUAUAUGCAGGAAAUGACAGAUUGCAUCACCAAAUAG